AUGGAGAAGGAGGCAAGCCAACUCGAGAGGGACCACAUUCAUAACGUAUAUGAGAAAUUUGCUCCUUCCUUCAAUGAUGUGCACUACAAGACGUGGCCAAAGGUGCAGCAGUUCAUUUCAGAGCAGGAACCAGGCAGCCUGAUUGCUGAUAUUUGCUACGGAAAUGGCAAAUACCUUCACAUAAAUUGUCAAGUCUAUACUGGUUGCAACUGCUGUUUCCCAUUGGUGGAAUCAGCACGAAAUGAAGGCCAUGAAGUAAUGGUAUGCCAUAGCCUCUGUCUGCCUUAUCAAAGUGAGCGCUUUGAUGCUGUCCUGUCCAUUGCUGUGAUUCACCAUUUUUCAGCAGAAGAGAGGCGCAUGCGAGCAAUAAAAGAGAUGGCUCGCAUCUUGAGAGUAGGAGGCCAGAUAAUGAUAUAUGUGUGGGCAAUGGAGCAAAAAUGGAGCAGAUUUGAAAAGCAAGAUGUCUUUGUUCCUUGGAAUCCUUCACCUCCUUCCUGCUCCUCGGGUGAGCCUUGCUCACGUGGAGUACAAAAAUCAAUUCUUCACAAGGACAAAGAGAUGGCUUUGAACCAGCCCUGUCAUAAGUUGGAUGGGACUUCAGAGAGUGGACAGGAGACGGGUCCUGGUAGGGGCCGGCUGAGGUACCACCGUGUUUUUAAAGAAGAGGAGCCUGCUGAGCUGAUAGAGCAUCAUAUUCCUGAGCUACAUAUUACUCAUUCAUAUUUUGACCAUGCCAAUUGGUGCGUGAUCGCAGAAAAGACUGAAGUGUGGAAGAUCUAG
Molecule: messenger RNA, 780 nt
Organism: Charadrius vociferus (killdeer)
Lineage: Eukaryota; Metazoa; Chordata; Aves; Charadriiformes; Charadriidae
Product: putative methyltransferase KIAA1456
Biological process (GO): tRNA wobble uridine modification
Cellular component (GO): nucleus; cytoplasm
Molecular function (GO): S-adenosylmethionine-dependent methyltransferase activity; tRNA binding
Source: RefSeq, a predicted model, not a curated record